Pygocentrus nattereri (red-bellied piranha) is the source of this 6918-nucleotide messenger RNA. RefSeq names its product leucine-rich repeat kinase 1 (gene lrrk1). The coding region runs from base 304 to 6378 and encodes 2024 amino acids. The record is from RefSeq and is a predicted model, not a curated record. The transcript has 34 exons. Gene Ontology annotation, molecular function: protein binding; protein kinase activity; ATP binding. Lineage: Eukaryota; Metazoa; Chordata; Actinopteri; Characiformes; Serrasalmidae. Gene Ontology annotation, biological process: protein phosphorylation.
UAAAGCGAUCAUGUGAAACCUCCCACCUCCUCAGGGCUAUCCUGCUGUGAGGAAACACGGCUUCACUGCAGCCGCACCAGGAAGUCAUUCAGGCUGCUGGAGGCUUCAUACGUGAAGACCAACUGCACGUUUGCGCAUUUAAUGGCUGCGUCUCGUCCUCCUCUGCGCAUUUUCACGCUGUUUACACCUCAGACUGCGCGUUAUGGGGCCCAAACGUCGAUGAAUGAAUCGCAGCACUGCUGAUGUUACUGGAUGAGUCUGGGGUGACCUUCUCAGUCUGAGAUGCUUUCUUAGUGCAAUAACAUGUCGUACUGGAAUGUUGGAGACGCUGAGGACUCUGAGGUGCAGCCUGCUUGCAGCACUGCGGAGCAAGAUGGCGGGACGGAGAUGGGAGCCAAGCAGUCGGCGGGUGGCAGCGCCCCCCUGGGCCAGUCGCCCACCCUGGAGAACAUCCGGGCGGCCUACGGGGAUGGCACGGGCUGCCGGGCACACGAGCUGAUCCGUAUCGCCUGCCUGGAGAAUGACACAGGCCGGCCACACGGGUUGGAGCUGCUGUGUGUGGCCAGUCAGCAUGGCGACCUGGAGAGUGUCCGGUUCCUGCUGAAGGACGCACGGGUUCAGUUCCCUCAGGAGCCUAAUGAAGGGAAUCCGGGAAUCUUGGCUGCACAUUAUGGCCAGCACACAGUGAUCCAGGAGCUGCUGGACUCCAUUCCACGUCCCUGUAUCCGUAAAGAUCUCUUGAACUGGAUGCUGGCUACGGCGUGUCAGCAGGGCCAUUUAGAGGUGGUGAAGCUGCUGGUUCUCGGUUACCAGGCCGAUGCAGAAGACUGUGCCAUACACAGCAAUGAGUUUGCAGUCAUCACUGGCCUGCCGCUGUACGCUGCUGCCAGAGCAGGGAAUAAGGAGAUAGCCGAGUUUCUGCUGGAGAAUGGCGCUGGCUUCUCUUCAUACACAUUAAUGGACCAUGGUGAGUUCAGCCGGCAGCUGCUGAGACAGCGCCUCCUGGAGGAGAAGGACGCACGGUGCGAUGGGAGUACGCAGCCGGCUCUGAGAGUGCAGUGGUCGGGACUGAAGCUGCAGUGGCUGGACCUGGACUGGUUCCUAGACGUGUCCUCCAGAAUCACAGUGCUGGAUCUAUCCCAUAAUAAUCUGAACUCCCUGCCCUCUGUGGUACCUUGGGGUCUCAUCCACCUGCACACACUCAACUUGUCCUACAACCAGUUCAAAGAGCUGCCCACUCCUCAAUCAUCACAAGAGAUCAUCUGCAGCAGAUUAAGCCAGGUCAAUCUGAGUGAGAAUGAGCUGGAGAGCCUCCCGGUUGGCCUGCUGCAUCUCAGCCAGAUCCAGCGGCUCUCCGCAGCCAAGAACAAACUCAGCGUCCUCUUCAACAUCCCCAAUGGCACUAACUGGAUCGGACUGCGCAGACUUCAGGAGCUGGACGUGUCUGAUAACUGUCUGACUGAUCUCCCCUCCUCUGUGCUGCACUGCUUUAAAACCCUCAGCAGCCUCAACAUCAGCAGGAACAGACUCGGCCACUUCCCAGACCCCUGGGCCUGCCCUCUGAAAAUCUGCAAAGCUGCAUACAAUCACAUCGAGAGCCUCCCCGACACCAUCUCCAUCUUCUGGAGGACCCAUCUGAAAGAGGUGGACUUCUCUGAGAAUGUCCUGAAGGAACUGCCCUCCUAUAUAUUCGAGCUUGAGGCCCUCAUCUCCCUGAAGCUGUGCGGCAAUCGAAUCACGACUCUGCCUGCGCCCAACAAAUGGAAAUGCUCUCAACUCCGAACGCUAGACCUGUCCAGGAACCAGCUGGGGAAGACGGAGGAAAACACCAAGACCAGAAAACUCGCCUUUUUAACCACAUGGCAUCGCAGAGACCCAGAAGCAGCCUGUCCCAUCCAGUUUCCUGAAAUCUUGCGGGAUUCACUGGAAGUGCUCUUCCUGAACGACAACCAGCUGGAGUGUGUGCCUCUGUCCGUUUGCGCCCUCAAAAACCUCUCCGAACUCUAUCUGUCCAAUAAUCCAGGCAUCCAAGAUCUUCCUGCUGAGCUUGGCCAGCUCUCCAACCUCUGGCAGCUGGACAUCGAGGAGCUGAACAUCACCAACGUCCCUGCAGACGUCCGCAAGGAUGGGCCGGCAGCAGUGUUGGCGUUUCUGCGUGCCGAGCUGCGGCGGGCGGAGGCGUGCAGGCUGCUGAAGCUGAUGGUGGUGGGGCCACCGCGGCAGGGCAAGAGCGCUCUGCUGGAGGGCCUUCAGACCGGAAAAUCCUCUUCAUUCCUGUCCUCAGAGCGCAGCGUUCGCACAUCCACCUGGGAGCUGGAGCGGCCCAGCGGGGUCAAAACCGGCGUCGAGUCUGUGUCCUUCAACGUGUGGGACAUUGGAGGUCCGGCCAGCAUGUCCACUGUAAACCAGUGUUUCUUCACGGAUAAGGCUUUGUAUGUGGUCAUCUGGAACCUGGCGCUGGGAGAAGAGGCUGUAGCCAACCUACAGUCCUGGCUGCUCAACAUAGAGGCACGUGCCCCUAACUCCGCGGUGGUGGUGGUUGGGACUCAUCUGGACCUCAUUGACACUAAGUUCCGCACGGAACGGAUCGCCACACUAAGGGCCUACAUCCUGGCACUCUGCAGGACACCCUCGGGUGCCAGAGCCAGCGGCUACCCCGACAUCACCUGGAAGCACCUGCAUGAGGUGUCGUGUAAGUCAUUGGAAGGCAUGGACGGUCUCAGGAGGCUGUUGUAUCAGGUGGCCUGCUCCAUGAAGGACAUCAGUAACCCAGCCAGCUGCCACAGACUGGUGGGAAGACUGAUCCCCAAAAGCUACCUGAUGCUGCAGGAGGCGGUGCUGGCAGAGCGUCAGAGGAGAGAUGCAGUGGAUGAGGUUCAGUAUUUGACCGACCUGGAGCUGGAGCAGAUCAUUGAGAGUCCUGGCAGCGAUAUCAAAGACUACGAGGACCUACAGACUGCAAUCAGUUUCCUAAUUGAGACGGGCACCAUGCUGCACUUCCCUGACACCAGUCACGGCCUGUGCAAACUCUACUUCCUGGACGCCGUGUGGCUGUCUGAGUGUUUGGAGCGAAUCAUCCACCUGAAGAGCUCACGCUCUGUAGCUCGGAAUGGCGUGAUCCGGGCGGAGGACCUGCGCAUGCUGCUGGUCGGCACAGGAUUCACCCAGCAGACGGAGGAGCAGUACUUCCAGUUCCUCGCCAAGUUUGAGAUUGCUCUCCCUGUGGCCAGCAACAGUUAUCUCCUGCCACACCUGUUGCCUCCAAAACCCGCCAUGGAUAUCCACGGCUUCCGCCAGCAGAGCAGCAACACCAUCCAGCGCCAUUUUAAGAUGAGUUUUGUGCCGGCGGGUUUCUGGGAACGCUUCAUCGCUCGCAUGCUGAUCAGCCUGAACCAGAUGGACGUGCAGGCAUUUGAGUCUAAGCGAGGUUCGCGGAGCCCCCGCAACAGGAGUACGAUCAUUUACAGCUUUGCGGGGAGCCAGCAGAGAAAUCGCUGCAGCACAUUUCGAGUGCGCCGAAGCCAGACCAUCUACUGGAAGGAGGGACUGCUGGUCACCUUUGAUGGGGGCUAUUUGAGUGUGGAGUCAUCAGACCUGAACUGGAAGAAAAAGAAGAGUGGUGGCAUCAAGAUCAUCUGUCAGUCAGCAAUGAGAGACUUCUCAGCCAUGGCCUUCAUCACUGACCACGUCAAUGCACUUAUCGAGCAGUGGUUUCCAGCGCUGACAGCCAGUGAAAGUGAUGGAUCUCUGCUGAUUGAGCAGUAUGCACCCUGUCCUUACUGCAGCACGGUCUCCAGGCACACUGACCCCCUGCCCCCCACCAACUCCAACCAGACCACUGUCCACUACUUCAACAUGGAGGACUGUGUGCUGGCAGCUGCCGAAAAAGAGUACAUCACCUGCCCCAAUCACCCCAAAGAGCCCGUAGCCUUGCAGGAGCUGGUGCCAGAGCUUUUCAUGACUGACUUUCCCUCACGGUUGUUUUUGGUGAAGAGUGACCUGGAGUGCAGUGAGCAGGAGCGAGAUAUCCUGGGCCAGGGAGGCAGUGGCACCAUCAUUUACAGAGCCAAGUACAGAGGCCAGUCUGUGGCCAUCAAACGCUUCCACUUUAAAAAAUGCAGACAGCAGUCCCUCAACAGCACUACAGACACCAUGCUGAAGCACCUGCAGUCCAUGGACAUUACCAGAAGCUUCUCUGAGUUCCGGCAGGAGGCCAGCAUGCUACACACUCUCCAACACCCCUGUGUCGUGGCCCUGGUGGGCAUCAGUAUCCACCCACUCUGCUUCGCCCUGGAGCUGGCGCCGCUCGGCAGCCUCAACACCGUGCUGGAGGAACACAGCAAAGGCUCCCACUUCUUGCCGCUUGGCCACAUGCUGACCUUCAAAGCAGCCUAUCAGAUUGCAACUGGCCUGGCUUACCUGCACAGGAAGAACAUCAUCUUCUGUGAUCUGAAGUCCGACAACAUCCUGGUGUGGUCCCUGGAGGUGGAGGACUCCGUCAACAUCAAGCUAUCUGACUACGGCAUCUCCCGCCAGUCAUUCCACGAGGGAGCUCUGGGUGUGGAGGGAACACCAGGAUACCAGGCACCCGAGAUCCGCCCCGGCAUCGUCUACGACGAGAAGGUGGAUAUGUUUUCCUAUGGGAUGGUCCUGUAUGAGCUGUUGUCUGGCCGCAGGCCAGCUCUGGGUCAUCACCAGCUGCAGAUCGCUAAGAAGCUCUCUAAAGGAGUGCGACCUGUUCUGGGGAACCCAGAGGAGGUGCAGUUCCACUGCCUGCAGGUUCUAAUGCAGGAGUGCUGGGACACCAAACCAGAGAAGCGUCCGCUGGCCCUGCCGCUCCUGAGGCAGAUGCAGGACCCUACUUUCCCCUGUCUUAGGUACCUGCUGCCCUGCCAACAGCACAGCCAGCUCUUCCUCUCGCCCCUGCAGGGCUGCAGCGCUGUCUUCUGGGAUGGAGACAAGGAUGAUAGGAACUACACGGUGGUAAACGUGGCCAAAGGCCAGGUGGAGGUGAAGCGAAUGCCAUGCCCAGGAACACAGCUCACCUGCCAGCUCAAGAUGGACAACACCCUGUGGACUGCCACUGAGGAGCAGGAGAUCUUUAUCUACAGCCUGAAAGAGAUGUGUCCCCUGAGCCACCCGCAGAAACUGCUCUCUUGUCCGGCUGUGGUCACCUGCCUCACGCUGCUGCCAGCCAGAACAGAGACACUUCCGAAGGUUUUUGCUGGCAUGGCAGACGGCCUGGUGGCUGUGUACACUCUGGUAGACGACAUGCCGGUGGAAGGAGAAGCCUACGUCUGCUCGCACACUCUGAACAAGUCCCUGUUUGGGUUGGAGGACUUGGACCCCCGGCAGAGACCGUAUCCCAUCCACGGCAUUGUGCCCGUGCGGACCGGUUCGGAAAUGUGGUACACUAAUGGCCCAGGUGUGCUUGUGAUUGACAGCCAUUCCUUGCAACCCAUUCGCCGUCUGGAUCCAUAUCUCCCGCCCUCCAGUGUAAUCUCCAUGGCGUCCAGCUCUAGUUUCCGUGGAGACGAGGCCGUCUGGUGCCUGGACGAUCACACCAACACCUUGCUGAUGUACCAUGCUGCCAGCUACCAGCUUUGUGCCAGCUACAACUGCGGGGACGUGCACCCACUACGGGACGUUUUCCCCAUCCAGAUUCCAUCCAGGGUUGUUAUAGGAGGUGGUUUAGGUGCUGAUGUUCCUCCAGAGCAAGAGGAACCAGUCCCACCUGAUCCAGAGCCUGUAACAGUGACCGUCAUCCACAGCAAAGAAGCUGGCACUCAGAUCCUCAGGCAGCAGGACUCUCUGGACUAUUGCUCUAUCAGCUCCUCAGGCUUUAGCUCAGAGCAGUUGGACCAGCUGGCCCUGAGCCACAUCGAUGCUUCCAGCUCAGGUGCCCUCAGCUCUCUGGCCAGCUCCAGCAGCAUGCCUUUCUCCACAGACUGCGAGGACGCAGAUCGGGCUCAGGAUGAGCAGGUUUCAUCUGAACCUUCACCUCCAGCGAGCGCAGAGCCAGCUCCACAGAGCCGCACUCUACCCUACCUCCAGGCCCUUAAUGUGGUGCCAGUCAGCGGCACAAUAUGGGUCCCCAGGCGUGGAGGGGAUAUAAUGGUGAUUGAGGUACAGGAACAGUCAGGGCUGCUAAGAGGGCGGGUGAUCGCUGUGCUGACCGUUCCAGGAGUUCAACAGUAUGGCACUCUGGUCGAAGCUGCGCUGGUUGCAAAGGACACUGUUGUGUGCGGCUUUCGUAACGAAAACAUGGCCUGGUGCCUGGCUGUCUGGAGGGGCUGGGGAGGCCGCGAGCUGGAGCUGUUCUACCAGAGCUACGAGGAACUGGGCCGCUUAGAGACCAGCAUGAGGAAAAGAAGGUAGCUGUGUGUGGGUGUGGGUGCGUGUGUGUGCGCCCCCUGAGCAGAAUCGCAGCACUGUGUGGCUGAGGAUGACUUGAGGGAAUACACACACACACACACACACACACAGGUAUAGGUAAAGGAAAUGUAUGGAACGUGUAUAUGAGUAGGCUUUAGUUUCAGGUAAUACACAUACAUAGAAGCUUCGGAAUGAAGGAUUUUACUCACUGACCUGAAGUUGGAGGCCUCAGAAUGUAAACACGGAUGCACACUUGCCACAUACACUCUCUGCCCUCACAUAUGGGCAGUUUGUACACACACACUCCAUUAUAUUUUCUGACAUCAGCACUGCAUUCAUGAAACUAGAUUUGCAUUUCCUGAAGUUUCCGGAAUACAGUGCAAGGCAAGAAAAUAUCAUAAUUUUUCUAAGGAAUGAGUCGCAGAAUUCAAGUGAAAUAAAAAUGGAAAAGAAAGCAACAAAAGAAAAAAGGAUGAGAAUAUAAGGAAGGAGGGGAAGAAAGGAAGAAGAAAAAGGUGGAAGGAAGGAAGAAAAGAAAGAAAG